This is a messenger RNA of Mytilus trossulus (common blue mussel), 4090 nucleotides long. Its product is annotated as SCO-spondin-like. The coding region runs from base 1 to 3996 and encodes 1331 amino acids. The record is from RefSeq and is a predicted model, not a curated record. The transcript has 22 exons. Lineage: Eukaryota; Metazoa; Mollusca; Bivalvia; Mytilida; Mytilidae. Gene Ontology annotation, molecular function: protein binding.
AUGUCACUGGACCAUCUUGGAACAACAGUUUCUGCCACAGGACCAUCUGUUAGUGGAACAACUGUAUCUUCCACAGUACCAUCAGUAAGUGGAACAACUGUAUCUGCCACAGUACCAUCAGUAGGUGGAACAACUGUAUCUGCCACUGUACCAUCAGUAAGUGGAACAACUGUAUCUGCCACAGUACCAUCAGUAGGUGGAACAACUGUCUCUGCCACUGGACCAUCUGUAAGUGGAACAACUGUCUCUGCUACAGUACCAUCAGUAAGUGGAACAACUGUAUCUGCCACAGUACCAUCUUUAAGGGGGACAACUGUCUCUGCCACUGGACCAUCUGUUAGUGGAACAACUGUCUCUGCUACAGUACCAUCAGUAAGUGGAACAACUGUAUCUGCCACAGGACCAUCAGUAGGUGGAACAACUGUCUCUGCCACUGGACCAUCUGUAAGUGGGACAACUGUAACUGCCACAGUAUCAUCUGUGAGUGGAACAACUCUCUCUGCCACGGGACCAUCUGUAAGUGGGACAACUGUUUCUGCCACAGGACCAUCUGUUAGUGGAACAACGGUUUCUGCUACAGGACCAUCAGUAGGAGGAACAACUGUCUCUGCCACGGGACCAUCUGUAAGUGGGACAACUGUUUCUGCCACAGUAUCAUCUGUGAGUGGAACCACUCUCUCUGCCACGGUACCAUCUGUAAGUGGGACAACUGUUUCUGCCACAGGACCAUCUGUAAGUGGAACAACUGUUUCUGCUACAGUACCAUCUGUUAGUGGAACUACUGGCUCUGCAACAGUACCAUCCGUAAGCGGGACAACUAUCUCUGUUUCAGGACCAUCUGUUACGGUUUCAACCACUCAAAAGGGUGCAGCAGGUGGAACAUCUCCACCUAGAAUAUCAUUUGGAACUUCAACUAUUUCUGGAACAGGUGUUACUAGUUUGGUGCCUUCAGUAAGUGGAACAGCUGUAUCUGGUACAGAAGCAUCCGUAACUGGAACAACUAUCCCUAGUUUAGGAUCAUCUACACUUGGAACAACUGUCUCUGAAAUCUGUGAACAUACUGAAACAGUGGACGUGAAUAGUCCCUAUGUAGAUGUACUUUCAUCCGACUCUGCACCUGGAAGUAAUCCAGAAAAUGGGUUGCUCGGAUCAGGAUCAUCAUGGAUACCUAAUUCCCCAGAUAGUACUAUAUCAUUCAGCAUCAAGAGUGUCAAUGAUACCGCUGAAUUCCAUGAUUUGGUUUUCAAAGUGAAGAAUGCGGAGAAGGUGCUUGUUAGUUUAGUCGAUGCUGAUGGAGUAAAUAUCACGUCCAAAUUGGUUGAAGUAACAGGUGAAGAUGUUGGUACAGAAAUAAGUCAGGACUUUGAUGGGAUGCCUGGAGAGACAAUUGUAUUGAGAAUCUAUAAAAAACCAAAUAUGACAAGUGAUGUAGAAUUGUAUGAUUUAUCUGUGGAAACCUGUUUAAAACCAGCAUUCCUAUUAUCAACAAUUUCAACUGUGACAAGUGUAACUGGUAUCUCAAUAUCAACUGAAAUUGGUAAUGCUCCUCCGGAGUAUACAAUACCCUUUGUUCCUUCAACAGUUUUAUCAACUUCAUCAUCGUCAAUAUCAUCUGUGACAAGUGUAACUGGUAUCUCAAUAUCAACUGAAAUUGGUAAUGCUCCUCCAGAGUCCACAAUACCAUUUGUUCCUUCAACAGUUUUAUCAACUACAUCAUCAUCAACAACAGUUCUAGCUCCAGUAUGUGUAUUCAGUCAGCAGGCAUUUAUUGACAACUUUGGAUAUGAACAAAUCAAUUUGAUAGGAUAUGUGGAGAAAGAUGGUCAGCCUGGACUUACCAAUAACAAUGAGAGAAUUUAUGUAAAUGAUACAAUAGAAGCAGGAGUCACUGUCUUGAUUGGUUGUAGUAACUGCACUUGUGAAAGCAAUACUAACAUUCUUUGUCAGAUUGGAACUUGUGAAAAUUGUUCCUAUGCUGAUUGGAGUGCAUGGACUGAUUGUAGUAAACCAUGUGAUAAUGGACAACAAACCAGGGAAAGGUUACUUCUCACCGUUACCAAUCCAAACAUAUGUACAGCUCCUGUUAAGGACACACAAGAUUGUAAUACCUUACCAUGUCCAACAACAGUAACAACACCAGUUUGUAGCGCAUGGGCAGAAUGGUCUAAUUGUUUGGCUCCAACAAACUGUACUGAAGGUACAAGAACUCGUGUGAAGACAUGUUCAAGUGGACCAGAGUUUGAAUCAGAACCUUGCAUUUCAGAAUGUACAUCAACACCAGCUUGUGUAGCACCAUAUGUAUUACUGAACUGUUCCCACUGUCCAUCAACCUGUCGUGACUACAGACUACCUGAAACAUGUACAGAACCAGAUACCUGUGAACCAGGAUGCGGUUGUCCAGAGGGAUUUGUACAGUACAAUGAUAACUGUAUACCUGCAGUAGACUGUCCCUGUUAUAAUGACGCUGGUGAUGUUGUGGCAGAAGGAUUUACUUACCUAAAAGAUAAAUGUGAACAGUGCCAAUGUACCAGUAAUGGAACUUUCCACUGCUACAAAAUAGCUGACUGUUGUGAUUGGUCCGACUGGGGUCCAUGGGGAGAAUGUAGUGAUACAUGUGAAACAGGAGUACAUAGUAAAUACAGGCAGUUGAAUGAUGGGAACCCUGAUUCAUGUGGAAGUUAUUCACAGACAGAAUCCUGUACUCCAAUAGUGGUACCUGGAACAUGUGUAGACUGUAUCCAUGACAACAAGUUCUACUCUGUUGGUGAAAUAAUAAGUAGACAGGAAGAUGGCUGUGUUUUGUGUUACUGUGAUUCUACCCACAAUGUGUUCUGUACAAAAGAUGAAAUCGCAGUUGUUGAUGGUAACUGGUCCGGAUGGUCAGAGUGGUCAUCAUGUAGUAGUUCAUGUGAUGGAGGUAACAGACAAAGGACCAGACUUUGUAAUGAUCCCCUACCACUUUGUGAUGGUCUUGCUUGUAAUGGAACAAAUGUAGAAAUGGAGGACUGCAAUGCAGAUAUUUCAUGUUGUACCACAUCGGACUGGAGUGACUGGUCAGAUUGCUCGUCUACUUGUGGCCCAGGAGAACAAGCUAAGAUACGUAGCUUUGUCAACACAGAUGACCAAAAUAUCUGUCCAAGCAUCAAUACAACUGAGAUAAGGUCAUGUCAAAUACAAGAUUGUGGUUGUUCUUACGGUGAUUGGACACAAUGGUCAGAAUGUACAGUCAGUUGUGGUAUCGGUAUCAAGAGGAGAACACAGAAUCUAGCAGUUAUAAGUGUAAAUUGUCCUCUAGUUAAUACGGAAAGUGAGCAGUGCUCUCUUGCUGAUUGUAUAUGUGAUAAAAAUCAUACUGCAUGGAGUAACCAUACAAUGUGUGAAAAGACAUGCGCCAAUAGAUAUAACCCUAUCCCCAUAGUAGAGUGCCUAGAAAUAGCAGAGGGAUGCAUAUGUGAUGAUGAUUACUAUCUUAACCAGCUUGGAGAAUGUGUCAAGGAGGAAAACUGUUCCAUUUGUUAUACACCAGAACCUAAACAGGCAGGAGAAAUAUGGACUAAUGCUAAUAAUACCUGUGAAAAGUGUGAAUGUGUUGAUGGUGAGGUGAAGUGUAGCAGGACCUGUCAGAUACCAGUCUGUCGUAAUAAUGAAGAACUGGAAUAUGAUCCAAAUGAUCCAUGUUGUCCUGUCUGCAGACCUGUACAAACUACCUGUACAUUACGUACGGAUUUCAAAGUUCUAGAAAGUGGAGACUGUAUAACUACAGAACCAAUCUUUAUUAAGUACUGUUCAGGAGGUUGUGGAAACAGUACUAGUACUCCCAUGCUUGUAUUGAAUGGACAAGCUUCUGUGAACCUUGGUAUUAUACAGGAUUGUAAAUGUUGUACUGGUACUGUAUUGAAAACAGAAACUGUAGAUGUUGUGUGUGGAGCACUAAAGAUUGCAGCUAAAGCACAAAUAGCUAUGAUGGAUUCAUGUUCAUGCAAUUCAUGCAUUUAGUUUGAAACAGCAGAACAAACAUUUCUGAAAGAGUAACAAAGGAGACAGGAUACAACAAUAAACAUUUAUAACAUUGUACAUAUUCUUGACAAAU